This is a messenger RNA of Poecilia reticulata (guppy), 2596 nucleotides long. It is a transcript of the gene golga7ba, whose product is annotated as golgin A7 family, member Ba. Gene Ontology annotation, biological process: protein targeting to membrane; peptidyl-L-cysteine S-palmitoylation. The record is from RefSeq and is a predicted model, not a curated record. Gene Ontology annotation, cellular component: palmitoyltransferase complex. NCBI's taxonomy places the organism in Eukaryota, Metazoa, Chordata, Actinopteri, Cyprinodontiformes, Poeciliidae.
GAUYUUUCAAGKYUCCGAUAUGUGUCCCCCCCAAUGAUAAACUUGUUCCUACGCCCUUGAACCUCACGUUUCAUUAAUUUGUAAACUAGACUUUAGACAUGAAUUUGUAGACUAAAAGCUCUCGGGGCAUGGUGCAAUCUCCUUUCUGUGCUGUUUAGAAAACCGGUGGGAUCUUCUUAUCUGCAUCCAUCAGGAUGGUUCAGAUUAAAAUGUUCUUGUGAGAGCAGUGUUUCCCAAUUAUAGUCCCUGGGGAUCACUGCCCUAGGUGUUUUCCUUGCACCAUACACAAGUUGAUGAUUUCAAGGCUUUUGCAAUACUUGAUAGCAUGCAGAGGAUGUAAUCGUUUGAGUUGAGUGUUCUGGAAAAGAUGCAUCUAAAAUAUGCAUCUUUUUAAAACUGUCUUCCACAUUUCACCCCUACCAAUGAACAUGAUUCAGAAUCGGAAUUGACCAGGAACAUCAAAAUCAGAGCACCACCAGAACAUUUUAUACAUAGCUAUGAACGUUUUUUUUUUUUUUUUUUUAAAAAGCCACCAAACUGACCAAAAUAAUUUGGAAAUUCCUAUUUUGAAAUGAUAAAAAUAGCAGAAAUCCUGUGCGAAGCUGUUCUAUAACCAGCCACACCCUUUUCAACUGUUUCAACGCUGACUCCGCCCCCCACGUUAAGCCCCGCCCACCGAUCCUCCGCGUCCCACUAAAGCGAUUUCAGCUCCUGAAGGGAUUCUUCCCCACGUUCACGGAUGGCAACAUGGCGACAGAGUUCCAUAACCUGCAGGAGUUGAGGCACAGCGCAUCUCUCGCCAACAAGGUGUUCAUCCAGAGGGACUACAGCGAAGGGACCACAUGCAAGUUUCAGACCAAGUUCCCGUCUGAGCUGGAGAGCAGGGUUGAACUGACUCUGUUUGAGGAGACUGUGAAGACGCUGAACAACUUCUAUGCAGAAGCAGAAAAGAUCGGAGGCCAGUCUUACCUGGAGGGCUGUCUGGCAUGUGCCACGGCUUAUCUCAUCUUCCUCUGCAUGGAGACUCGCUACGAGAAGGUGUUGAAGAAGAUAGCAAAGUACAUUCAAGAGCAGAACGAGAAGAUCUACGCUCCCAGAGGUCUGCUCAUYACUGAUCCCAUCGAAAGGGGAAUGCGUGUUAUUGAGAUAUCCAUCUACGAAGACCGAGGUUCCAGCGGCUCCAGCUCCAGCAGCAGUUCGGUGUCUGGCAGCACCGCUCGAUGACUGGGCGCAGAGCUGUCCCUGCAGGAAAACUUAGGACAAUAACAGCACUCACGUUCCAACAGCCUUCAUUCACAUCCCGUUCUUUUACAUUCAUACUGAGCACUUGCCAGCCUCCAUGAAAAUGUUUGUGACCUUGACCUGUCAUCACACAGUCAUUCCACAGUAGUCAAAACAYGCACUUUAGCCAUCUCAAAGAUGCAAACACGUACCGAUGCACCUCAGACAGGMCUCACCUCUCAAUGUAACAGUAAGAAAUCAAGAUAAAGUAAGUCUCCCGACAAGGUACAUAUGUUGUUUUUUUUGCAGCACUUGACAUGACACCAAUGCAGUUYGCUGGCUAAAGAAAACCAAAUUUAUUCUUAAUUGCUUUUAUCUGUUGUAGCAUUGGAACCAACUUGGGGAGGGGGGAAUCCCUAUUGGUUUUCAGAGAUGAUACUGUACCUUUAACAUUAGACGAAAUGUGACYACGUUUGCUCAAUGGGACCGUUCGUUUACCUUCCUGUUUCUUUAAGAACCAUCYUUUAUGAUCUACGAAUGGAUCUGUUGUCUACUUAUACAGCUACAAUUCCUCCGUCUUUUCUUUCUGCCCUCAAAACAAAACAAAAAGAAAGAAAGAGGURCCAAGCCAAGUAAAACCAUACGCUUCACUAAACCUUUAUACCUCAACUAACAUCCAGAAGGUACACAACAAAGCCCAGAUCCCUCACCGAUUAGAUGGCUUUUCUGAACUCAUUCAAAUCAACUCUUCACACGAGGAAAGGUUUUUUUUUAACGUCAGGUUUUCUGUUAUUCAACCUGAAGACGGCUGUAUUCAGUGUGACGCCACGCUAAAGUUCACUUGCCAAAAGCUCAGUUGACCAGGGUCGAGCAUUUCUUCCUGUUUUACCUCUGAUGUUUUCCACACUGCCUGAAAGCAGAUGAAUGUCAACCCACUCUAGUAUAUAAUGUAGCAUAUCUUCUGUACUUUUCACUCUUACGCCUGCAUUUCCUUCACUGGACAUGGAGACGCCUGCAAAAAUAUGAGAACUACCCUGUUCUGUUUUAGCGAGAGAGGCAGACUCUUCCUAGGUUUAGAUUAUGCAAGGGCUCACUAUGUGAGUUAUGUCUGGAUGUAAGGAGAGAACGAACGAAGAAACGUCUUCCUAAAUCUUACUUUGUCAUUUUAAAAAUACGCCUGCCCUUCCUUGACUCAAACUUCCAAAGAACCGUAACUGCCAAAAAAAAAAAAGAAAAGAAAAAAAGAGGCUCAUAAAGGUGAAUGUCGCUUUUAUUUUCAUGAUGUUUUCAGAAAGUACACGUUUUCAUACUGCUUGUUUACUACAUGUGGCAUAAAGGUCAAACCAAAAGGUGUCAAAUAAACUGUUUCAUCACA